Messenger RNA from Colletotrichum godetiae, 1470 nucleotides. RefSeq names its product ER lumen protein retaining receptor. NCBI's taxonomy places the organism in Eukaryota, Fungi, Ascomycota, Sordariomycetes, Glomerellales, Glomerellaceae. Gene Ontology annotation, biological process: endoplasmic reticulum to Golgi vesicle-mediated transport; protein retention in ER lumen. The record is from RefSeq and is a predicted model, not a curated record. The transcript is spliced from 3 exons. Gene Ontology annotation, molecular function: ER lumen protein retrieval receptor activity. Bases 411 to 1421 code for a protein of 336 amino acids. Gene Ontology annotation, cellular component: cis-Golgi network; membrane; endoplasmic reticulum.
CCGCACUUCAACUUUGGAAAUAGCUUCAAUCCUCGACUGCUCGCUUCAGUCGCUUGUUACACCUUCUCGCCCUCCUCAUCGCCGAGCUUCGUUUCAGACGGAUCCGGCCUCUUCAACGGAGCUUCAUCCGAUUCUAUUCUCUCCCCACUGCCGUGGGCAGCUCGCCGGCCUUCGUGUGAUGUGAAACGGAGCUGCCGUUCCUUUUCCCGUCCGUUCUUGUUUGCGUGUCGCAAUCGCAUUCCCCGAGUCCCUCCCACCAACCACAUCACAACUCAUCUACACACCGGAAUACGCUGGAAGCUCGACUUCCCAUCUGGCACCAUGACUGCGUGGAACGUACGUGCCGCGUCGAGCCAGAUACGUGAUUCCCGAGGCCGCCCGCUAACUAGCUUGGCCAGGUAUUCCGUUUCAUGGGAGACAUCUCCCAUCUCCUCUCGAAAUGCAUCCUCAUGUUCGCGAUACAUCGCAACAGGAGUGCUGAAGGUGUCUCCCUCAUCACCCAGGGCCUGUACGCCUUGGUCUUCUGCACGCGCUACCUCGAUAUUUUCUCCGAACAAUCAGCAUGGAACUUUAUCUUCAAGAUAUUUUACAUUUCGUCGUCCUUCUACAUCAUCGGGGCCAUGCAGUGGAUCUUCCCCCGUACUAGGGAGCGCGAGCUCUCCUGGAAGGUCGGCGCCGGCGUCUUCGGCGUCUCGCUCGUCUUGUCUCCCUUUGCCAUGCUUAUCUUUGAGAGCUACUGGAGCUUCCGCGUUUGGCUUUGGGACUUUAGCCAGAUCCUCGAAUCCAUCUGCGUCCUGCCUCAGCUGCUCUUGCUCCGCCAGACGACCGUCCCGACCGUCAUCGACUCCUUCUACCUCGUCACCCUUGGCUCGUACCGUGGAUUAUACCUGAUCGGAUGGAUCACGCGUGAGCUCGACAUCAACGAUAAGGCGCCGAACACGGUCUCGGUCAUCUUCGGCAUCAUCCAGACGGCCCUGUAUGUCGACUUUGCCUGGGUAUACUACACUCGCCAGCGCGUCAAGCUCCGCAACGGUGGCAUUGUUGAUGCCGACGACCUGCGCAGGGGCUGGUUGCUCAACAGAAUCUUUGGCAAGCGCAUUGAUGCCCACUCUGACGACGAGGAGAGCGCCCCAGCUCUUGGCGACGACGAUGGCCAGGGCCGCCGCGGUGGUGGCCGCCCCAAGUGGGGUGCCCGUGGCAUCUCAGUCAGCGCAGAUGAGGGUGUUCUGGAUACCGAACGGGACAACCAGCGCCGGGAUGAGGAGCUCGAGGAGGGUGUCAUUGACCCCGAUGCCAAGAUGCAGGAUCCCGAUGAGCUCGCCCGUGUGCUGGACGACGAUGACGACGACGAUACGAACAAGGCGUCUGGAAGCAAUGGCACACCCGCCGGGAUCGACAACGGUUCUGAGUGGCGCAACUAGCCCUCGGGUCACAUACCUGUCCCGUUGCUCGAGCCUGGCGGUCUGAAUA